AAAAUCAUUGUCUUGGUUGAGUAUUAUGUUUAAGUUGACUUUUCUCAUAAACUAUCAAAGCUAUUGCUUUAAAACUUGCAACAGUUUUUCACCAUCAUAAGUGGACACUGUACAUCAAGAAACAUAACUCUAUCCUGCUUUUUGCAAGAAUGAUGGCCCAUUUUAUACUUAGAAAAUCGUGGGUAGGACAAUAUUUCUAUUACACAAAAAAAAAAUCAGAUGAGCGUCAGCACCCGCAAGGCGGUGCUCUUGUUUCAUUUUACUCUUAUCAUUUUACCAGAUACAGUGGCAUGCAUUUACCUUCACAAUACUAAUGGUUUUCUUAGCAAUCAACAACUCCAACAUGUGUUUAUAGUAAACAACAAAAAUUGUCUUUUUUGCCAUUUAGGUAAAGGGAAAUUACUCUCCGCGCUUACUUUCUAUGCUAAAAUCUACGAUUGCCGUUACGUUCAGUAAAAGAUCGAGCGGUUUCAUGAAAAUUUAAUAGUAUUUUGAUGAAAGAAAUAAGAAAAAAAUCACAAAUAUUUUUAUACUAAUUAAAGAUUGAGUAUUAUCUUUAACCGAGAUCAAACUGUGAACAACAAAAUUGACAUGAGGUGACACGCUAAUUGCCGAUAAUUACUGGCCAUUUGAUCAUCAUAACAAAAAGACGAUCACACCUUUUGUUUUCAGUUUGACUUGUGUCGAUCAUUUUGUAAUAAAUAAUUAACUUCUUCAAUGACAGCUAAGUGGGCAUGUUUUUGUAGGUGUCAACAUUUUAACUUUUCAUUGAUCAAAAAUUAUGAUGUAGUCACUCGAAACUUAGCAAUCACAUGUUACUCAAAAAUCGGGUAUCUUGGCGAUUCUUGGCUAAAAGUUGGUUUUGGAAGAAACAUGGCCGCUGAAAGGGGUCAAAUACGGUGGUCGGGAGGCAAUUCCGGUGGCUGCUGACCACGGAUGGGAGGUGACCGCUGAAUAAAGUGAUGAAAUAGAGGAAAAUCAGUCGGAGGUGUCAUAAAAUGACUGCUGAACGGAGGUGACCGCUGAAUGGAGGUGACUGCUGAUCAGAGGUGACCUUUAGUACAGGACUGGAGUUAUGUAAUGAGACGUGAUAUGCAGGAGAUCAUCCCAGGAUUAUUUCUUGGCCCUUAUGCUGCUGCAAUGAAGUCGAAGAAGGCAUGUCUCCAACAACACAACAUCACUCACAUCGUUUGUAUAAGACAAUCCAUCGAGGCCAACUUCAUCAGACCGAACUUCCCAGAUUUAUUCAGGUAUUUAGUGUUGGAUAUUGCAGAUGUUUCAACAGAAAAUAUUAUUCAAUAUAUACCUCAGGUUAGAGACUUUAUAGAUAGUUGUUAUGACUGCGGUGGUAAAGUCCUUGUCCAUGGUAAUGCUGGAAUCUCUCGGAGUGCUACACUUGUGAUAGGAUAUAUCAUGGAGAAAUAUGGACUCUCUUACAAAAAUGCUUAUGUGUAUGUACAGCAGAGAAGAUUCUGUAUAAACCCUAAUGAAGGCUUUUCACAGCAACUCAUUGAAUAUGAACCAAUAUACAGAGCAAGGCAGUGUUUAGACAUAACAGACACAACUCACACAACAGGUUCGAUGAAAAGAAAGUGCCAGUUUGACACAGAUGAUAAUAAACAUUCAGAUUCUUCCAUGAUAACUUGAUAUAUGUGGAUUAACUUAUCUCUCUGUGAUAUAUGACAACUUACAGGUAGUUUAACUGAAAGCAAACACCUGUUUUGACAUUUUAAAACAAACGUAUAGUUCUUAUAGAUAUGUGAAAAAAAGUAAAUGUGUCCCUGGAUUACAGAAUACAAAAAAUGGACAACAGUGAAACAUGGGAUGGAGCAAUAUCAGAAAUAGAUUAUUGAGUGAGAAGAGGUUUGGAAAUCUGCAUCUUGGAACACAUUUUGAUAUAGCUGUAUAUGUAUUGCUUCUAGUCACAGUUGACUAGUUGACUUAAUUGUUAAUCCUGUGUGUUGAUAAUAAGAAUAAAUCGUUUUUUAUAUUGAUGAAA
Messenger RNA from Mercenaria mercenaria, 1999 nucleotides. RefSeq names its product serine/threonine/tyrosine-interacting protein-like. The transcript has 10 exons. Gene Ontology annotation, cellular component: nucleoplasm; cytoplasm. Gene Ontology annotation, biological process: negative regulation of protein binding; protein dephosphorylation; regulation of ERK1 and ERK2 cascade. The record is from RefSeq and is a predicted model, not a curated record. Gene Ontology annotation, molecular function: F-box domain binding; protein tyrosine/serine/threonine phosphatase activity. Bases 1081 to 1647 code for a protein of 188 amino acids. NCBI's taxonomy places the organism in Eukaryota, Metazoa, Mollusca, Bivalvia, Venerida, Veneridae.